AUGGUCGCUAUCUACUAUCACGAUAACCUAGACACUCCUGAAAACUUCACCGAGGACCACGACUCCGGCGUGCCGGUCCCUGAAGACAGAUUGGCCGAAAUCGGCGUCUUCUACAGGUACAUUGAUAACUUGGAAGACUUGGAGCAAGUUGCUAAGGACAGAGACUACAAGAACAGAGACCAGGUUUUGCUCAACUUGGAUACUUUCAAAGGUGACCAGAGUGCGUUUGACGCCAAGAUGGCCCAAUUCUACAAGGAGCACUACCAUGAGGAUGAAGAGAUCAGAUACAUCUUAGAUGGAGAGGGUUUCUUUGAUGUCAGAGACCCUGAGGACAGAUGGAUCCGUGCUAAGCUCAACAAGGGCGACUUGUUGGUAUUGCCUGCUGGUAUUUACCACCGUUUUACUUUAUCGAAGAGACACCAGAAUGUGAAGGCCAUGAGACUCUUCAAGGAUGAGCCUAAAUGGGAGGCUAUCAACAGAGACGAGGGUCGCCAGACGGAGGCCCGCUUGGACUACUCUAGGUCUGUUAGCAGUGCUGCGUAA
Molecule: messenger RNA, 543 nt
Organism: Candidozyma haemuli
Lineage: Eukaryota; Fungi; Ascomycota; Pichiomycetes; Serinales; Metschnikowiaceae
Product: acireductone dioxygenase (Ni2+-requiring)
Exons: 1
Coding region: 1-543 (180 amino acids)
Molecular function (GO): acireductone dioxygenase [iron(II)-requiring] activity
Source: RefSeq, a predicted model, not a curated record